This is a messenger RNA of Nematostella vectensis (starlet sea anemone), 1824 nucleotides long. Its product is annotated as endoplasmic reticulum junction formation protein lunapark-B. Lineage: Eukaryota; Metazoa; Cnidaria; Anthozoa; Actiniaria; Edwardsiidae. Bases 131 to 1330 code for a protein of 399 amino acids. The transcript has 13 exons. Gene Ontology annotation, cellular component: endoplasmic reticulum tubular network. The record is from RefSeq and is a predicted model, not a curated record. Gene Ontology annotation, biological process: endoplasmic reticulum tubular network organization.
UCCAAUACGCAUGUGCGUUCUUGGUUUACGCGCCUGCUCCAAAGUACGAAGAGUUUGAUCUCGGAAAAGAUGUCUACAUUCAGAUAGCGAUUCUUAAAAAGACAACCCAGAUUGGCGUGAAACUAGUGUUAUGGGGGCCAUAUUCUCUCGAUGGAGGAAAAAAGAAUCUGCCAAGGAAAUAUUGGAAGCGAUUGAGCAGGACAUAGAAUAUGUUGAGACAAGACAGCACAUCAAUGAGCAGCUUCGCAAGAGAUACAUUGGUUUACUUCUUGUUUACUCUGUCAUCAUCUAUGUUGUGGCUGCCCUUGUUUUCUACUUCAAAUAUUUUCCUUCUACUUGGAAGGACAGAGUCAUUCGCACAUUACCACUCCUAGUCUUUCCACUAGUUGUUUAUGGUGUCAAAAGACUUUUGCAUUAUAUGUUUGUCAGCAGAAUGGCCAAAUAUGCUCUAAAAUUGGAAGAAUUAAAAGAAAAAAAGAAAAAAGUGCUUCAAGAAGUUAUGGAAAAAGAAACAUAUAAAACUGCGAAGGAGAUAUUGGAUAAAUAUGACCCCAAGUCUGAAAUAUUUAAGGAUGAGAAAAGAGAGGCUGAUUCCGGUGUUCAAAGCCAGCCUCAGAGUCCAGUUGGGAUGGAACUGAGACAGCGUAAGAACAUUGCUGCAGGACCUGAAAGUCCAUGUGGCCCCUUGCCACGCACACCAUCUGGUGUAUCAGAAAAACCUGUGCAGGCCAUUCCACUAGAUAGGGCCUCCCCCAGGCCCACUCCAUCUAACAGCCCAGCUCCUCCAGGCAUGGCCAACAGAAUGACACAAGACUAUCGGCCCCCUCCUGGACCUCCAAAACCAACCUUUCCUGUGCCCCCAAGAGACAGAUCAAGUUUAGACAAGGUUGUUGAAUAUUUGAUUGGAGAUGGGCCAAGCAACCGGUAUGCCCUCAUUUGCCAAAAGUGUUGGUCACAUAAUGGCAUGGCUUUGAAGGAAGAAUUUGAAUAUAUAGCAUUCAGAUGCUGUUACUGCUAUCACCCAAAUCCUGCGAGAAGGCAGAGACCAACAGCCCCCAAGCUAGAAGAUGACAUCAUGACACCAGGCAGGGCACGUAAACACCCCCCAGCCAGCCCCAAGGGUACUAGCAAACAAAAUCUUCCAAAGUCGACAGAAGAUGUCCAGGAACUAAUGAGGAGCUUCCAUAAGGUCCCAGAUAUCGACAAAGCGAAGAACGAUCUUAAUGGUGAUAGGGAUGAAGUCACAAAAAGCUUUAAUAAAAUAGAUGAAGAGCCAGUCAAGGAAGCAAAGAGUGGACCACUUCUCAAGGCAAAGCAUCCCGGACAAUAAAAUUGUGCAGGACAUUGAUAAAUAUUGUUAGGUCAUUUUUGACUAAAAAAAAUCAGAGCUAUAUUAUGAAACCUUCAUUUCGUUUAAUACGAUUCAAACAGAAACAUGAAUUAAGACCAUGUUACAAGAGUCAUUUUAUUCUGGAACAUGAAAAUCAAUUUUUGUUGCGUUAAACCACUGAAGUUGCAAACCACUAAAAUUAUUGUCUAAAUACGGGCGCAUUGCGAGUUGCAAAAAUAAAAAAAUUGCGAGCGUGUAUAAUUAUCCCUCUUCAACCUGCAAAAUGUUUUAUUCGUCAUAGACGCUGCGCAAGUUGCAGAAACAAAAGUCUCGUUUACCAUGGCAUUCAGUAUUUAAUUAUAUAGGACAGCGUUUUAUGGUCAGACAUUUGAGGCCAGUUAGUGUCCAUAAGAUCACACCCCGCUUCUUAGCUAUUGUUUCUGGUUGCACAGUUUGAUUGUUAUUUAUUGAAAAUAAAAAAGUGUAUAUCAGUC